AUGCAGAUAUUCGUGAAAACCCUCACCGGCAAGACCAUUACCUUGGAUGUUGAAAGUUCCGGUUCCAUUAACAAUGUGAAGACUAAGAUACAGGACAAGGAAGUCAUCCCUCCGGAUCAGCAGAGGCUCAUUUUCGCCGGCAAGCAGUUGGAAGAUGGAAGAACGCUGGCGGAGUACAAUAUCCAGAAGGAAUCCACCCUCCAUCUCGUCCUCCGUCUCUGUGGAGGAAUGCAGAUCUUUGUGAGAACGCCAAUGGGCAAGACCAUCCCUUUGGAAGUUAAAAGCUCCGAUACCAUUGGUGAAGUGAAGUCCAAGAUUCACGACAUAGAGCAGAUUCCACGCCAUGAACAGCGUUUGAUCAUUGCUGGGGAGAAUCUUGAGGGCCCUAGAACUUUGGAAGAUUAUAACAUUAAAGUAGACUCUAAAUUAGCAUUCGACCUGAGUCUGAGUUUUGGAGAUGAUAUGCGGAUUUUUGUGAAGACUUUGAUAGGGAAGACCAUCACGCUGGAGGUGGAGAGCUCAGAAACCAUUGAUAACGUGAAAGAAAAAAUUCACGACAUAGAGGGGAUUCCAUGGCAACAACAGCGUUUGUUUAUUGCCGGAAAAAAUCUCGAGAAUGGUAGAAUUUUGAAGGAUCAUAACAUCAAAAAAGAAUCUACAUUGCACCUUUUUUGGAGGUCGGGAGGAGGUGAUAUGCAGAUUUUUGUUAUGACUCAGACAGGGAAGACUUUUGCUUUGGCGGUGGAGAGCUCUUACACCAUUUAUAAUGUGAAGUCAAUGAUUCGGUAUAGAGAAGGGAUUCCACGGCAUCAACAGCGUUUGAUAUUUUCCCAAUGGGCACUCCAAGAUGCUAAAACUUUAAGCUAUUAUAACAUCCAAAACGAAUCUACAUUGGAUCUGAUGUUGUAUUUGCAAGGAGGUUGUAUGCCAAUUUCUGUUACGACUUUUAUAGGCAAGACCAUCAUGCCAUGUUUGAGCCCGUUGACAAAGAUUGACAGUUUCAAGGAAAUGAUUAAGGAGACAGAGGGGAUCCCAGUGCAUCACCAACGUUUGUUCAUUGCUAAAAAGAACCUCGAUGAUGAUGAUCGUACUUUGAAGGAUUAUAAAAUCCAAGAAGAAUCUAUAUUGGAUCUGGUUCUGAGGUUGGGAGGUGAUCAUAUGCGGAUUUAUGUUGAGAUUAUGACAUGGAAGACCGUCAUGCUGGAGGUGGAAAGCUCCAACACCAUUAAAGACGUGAAGGAAAAGAUUAAGGAGAAAGAGGGGAUUCUGCCUCAUCAGCAGAAACUUAUAUUUGAUGGGAAGGAGGUAUCAGAUUUUUGGAAUAUGGCUUAUUGUAAUAUCCGAUAG
This is a messenger RNA of Lactuca virosa, 1347 nucleotides long. The record is from the annotation of a GenBank genome assembly. NCBI's taxonomy places the organism in Eukaryota, Viridiplantae, Streptophyta, Magnoliopsida, Asterales, Asteraceae.